Molecule: messenger RNA, 3861 nt
Organism: Cryptotermes secundus
Lineage: Eukaryota; Metazoa; Arthropoda; Insecta; Blattodea; Kalotermitidae
Product: myosin-IIIb
Biological process (GO): protein phosphorylation
Cellular component (GO): myosin complex
Molecular function (GO): cytoskeletal motor activity; ATP binding; protein binding
Source: RefSeq, a predicted model, not a curated record
UCGUCGGAGGAGAAUGCGUGUUCAGUACGUGUUCCGUUUUUUUCUCUCUUUCGAGUACAGAUGUGGUUAGUACGCGUGUAUGUGUAUGCUGGAACACUUGGCUGUAAUAACAUGCUAACAGAUUUCAGUGAAUUUCACGGUUUUAUUGACAUAACAAUCUGGUGGUAACCGUUUCCGAAAGAGAUAACAGUCAUUUGCCGUAGUGGAAUACUUGGGUUCUGUUACUGUCCUGGAGAUACAGGUCUGUACAGAACAUUCAAGAUGGCGUACCACGGACUGAGCCAACACGUGAACUUUGAGGAGUUGCCAGCCCCAGGCGACCGGUUCAUUCUGCAAGACCUGAUAGGGGAGGGGACCUAUGGGGAGGUGUACAGCGCCAGGGACACUGUGACCGGUCACCGAGUGGCUGUAAAAAUCCUGGAGAAUGUGGCAGAUAAUAUUGAAGAGAUCGAAGAGGAAUUCCUGGUUCUGCGUGACCUCAACAUGCAUCCCAACAUCCCCACCUUCCAUGGCCUGUAUUUGCGACGUGGGCAGACACAAGAAGAGGACCAGCUCUGGUUCACCAUGGAACUAUGUACUGGAGGUUCAGUAACAGAUCUGGUUCAAGGAUUGAAACACCGCAAUGAACGUCUCACAGAGGAUCAGAUAGCAUACAUAAUUAGAGAAACAGUAGAGGCUCUUAUAUACCUUCACAGCAAUCAUUGCAUGCACAGAGAUGUCAAAGGGCACAACAUAUUACUGACAGAAGAUGCUCAUGUGAAGCUUGUGGACUUUGGAGUAUCUUCCCACCUUGCUGUUACUCUUGGUCGCAGGAACACUUCUGUUGGAACACCAUACUGGAUGGCUCCUGAGGUGAUAGCAUGUGAGCAGCAGCUGGAUUCAUCAUAUGACUCGCGAUGUGACGUAUGGUCAGUUGGCAUAACUGCCAUUGAACUGGCUGAAGGGGAUCCACCAUUAUCAGAUCUUCAUCCUAUGCGGGCACUCUUCCAGAUACCGCGAAAUCCCCCUCCACAGUUAUCCCAUCCAGAGGACUAUACCCCAGAACUGCUACCGGACUUCAUAUCUGAGUGUCUGGUGAAGGACCUAGAAGAGCGUCCAUUUAUCCGGGAGCUAUUGGAGCACCCGUUCAUGAGGCGCGGUGCUAUUUGUGCAGAUAAGGUUCGCUUGGAGCUGCAGGCAGAAAUCUCAAGACAGAGGGCUGAAGGCAGCUCUCAUCGACAGCCAGAGGUGACUACAAAGCACGGAAAGCUUAAGCCAGAUCGAAAAUCAAAGCCUCAACCCAUGUACAUGGAUGACUUGGCAGCUUUGGAUAUCCUGUCCGAGGAUGGCAUUGUGGAACAAUUACAGCAUCGAUUUGAACAGAAUCAAAUUUAUACCUACAUUGGAGACAUCUUGGUGGCUGUAAACCCUUUCAUUGAUCUGGGAUUAUACACAGAUGUGGCACCAAAUAGGAACCUAGAAGACCGUAUUCUACAAGUGAACCCCAUCAUGGAGGCUUUUGGCAAUGCCAGAACAGGCAUCAAUUGUAACUCCUCUCGGUUUGGGAAGUUCUUGGAUUUGACCAUGACUCGAGCAGGAAAGGUCACUGGUGCCAGAGUGUCAGUUUAUCUCUUGGAGCAGUCCCGAGUGUCACAGCAAGCACAGGGUGAGAGAAAUUUCCAUGUGUUCUACUACCUAUAUGAUGGGCUUGAAUCUGACAGUCGUUUGGCAGAGUUUCACUUGGACCCAGUAUUGAGACUUCGUCACCGUUAUUUGGGAGAAGAUGCACAGGAUCAAGAAACAAAGAAGAUGAAUGUGGAGAGGUACCACCAGCUGAGUGUAGGUUUCCGUCUCCUAGGAUUCCAGAGUGAUGAGGUGGACACAGUAUAUCGUAUCCUGGCAGCCAUUUUGCACCUUGGUGAUCUUGAGUUUGGUGAAGUUGUCACACAGGACAACACUGAUAACAAAAGUCACGUUGUUGACCUUGCUCCUCUGCACAGAGUGUCUCGGCUUCUCGGCGUGGAGCCGAGUGACAUGUUGGAGGCAUUGACUUCAAACAGUGUAGUGACACGUGGUGAGACCAUCACAAGAAACAACACAGUUGCUGAGGCUUGUGCAGCCCGUGAUGCCAUGGCCAAGGGUCUCUAUGGUCGACUCUUUGAUUGGAUGGUUAACCAGAUCAACUGUCUACUCACAUUUAAUAAAGCAGCUUGUGGAGAACCAUUGGCAGUGGGCCUUUUGGACAUCUUUGGUUUUGAAAACUUUCCACGGAAUUCAUUUGAGCAACUGUGCAUCAAUAUUGCUAAUGAACAGAUCCAAUACUACUUCAACCAGCACAUCUUCACUUGGGAGCAGCAGGAAUACAUGGCAGAAGGCAUACCUGUGGAUAUGGUGGAGUUCUCAGACAAUCGCCCUGUUCUGGAUAUGUUGCUGUCACGUCCUAUGGGACUGCUUGCACUGCUGGAUGAAGAGAGUCGCUUUCCUCGUUCUACUGACCGUUCUCUCAUUGAGAAGUUUCACAACAAUGUGAAAAGCAAGUACUAUGUGCGCCCUAAGUCAGAUGCUCCAUGCUUUGCAAUUCACCAUUAUGCUGGACGUGUCGUAUAUCAGGCAGAAAGUUUCAUGGACAAAAACCGCAAUUUUCUUCCACCAGAGGUGAUUCAGUUGCUCAGACAGUCACAUCGGGAUAUGGUUCGGUUUCUCUUCCAAUGUCCUCUUACCAAAACGGGCAAUCUCUACUCACCUAGCCAAGAAUCGCCACCUAGUACCCCUGAAGGCUCUAAGGAACGUUACAGCAGCCGCGGCCUAGCAUCACAGUCGCGGGCACAACAGACAGUUGCCACAUACUUCCGCUAUUCUUUAAUGGACCUGCUUCAGAAGAUGGUCAGUGGGUCUCCCCAGUUUGUGCGCUGUAUCAAGCCCAAUGAUUCACGAGUUCCCAAACUAUUUGACUCCAGUAAGGUGGUGAAGCAGUUACGCUACACAGGAGUAAUGGAGACAAUACGGAUACGACAGAAUGGCUUCUCACAUAGGAUACAAUUUGGGGAGUUUCUGAAAAGAUAUUGUUUUUUGGCCUUUGCGUGGGAUGAGCAUGUUGUGGCAUCACGGGAAAACUGCAGACUGCUGUUGAUAAGACUUAAGAUGGAUGGCUGGGCCCUUGGCAAGACCAAAGUGUUCCUGAAAUACUACCAUGUUGAGUACUUGUCAAAACUGUAUGAGGACCAGGUUCGGAAGAUUGUGCUGGUCCAGGCAUGUGUACGCCGAUGGCUAGCACGUGCAAGGUUUCAGCAGGCAAAGUGGCAAUUGGCAUGCAGUGCAAUGACUGUCCAACGAUAUGUGCGGGGUUGGCUGUCUCGUCGUCGCUACCAGGAACAGCGAAGGGUGGCAGAACAAAAGCGCCAGGAAGAGGAGGCCAGAACAAAGAAAGCUGCUGCAAUUGGAAACAAGGCAGGAGCAGGAGCCUGGUUUAAGGCAAAGAUGUUAGGACGAUUGUCCUCGCAAGAGAUAGGAGGUGAAGGGAAAGAAAACAAUGCUCCUAGGAGGGAUCUAGAUGAGGAAUCAGCAGCUGUUGUCAUUCAGAGCCAUUUCCGUGGUUACACAGUUCGACGCAGAUGGGGACCUGAAUUGGAAGCUCGUGUGAGGAGGGUCCUGGAAACGUGUCACAAUCCUGACACAGCCAGGAGAGCCCUUCAGAGUGAGGGUCUUACACCAGAUGAUGCUGUGUUGGUGAUUCAGCGAUACUAUAGGAACUGGCGUCAUGGAGAAAAGCCAGCUUCACACCAACAACAUCACCGGAAAUCCAGCAAACUGGCGUCAAGUCACCAGCAACAAGCCAAUAAAGCACCAGACAGGCAGGCAGAACUUAUAUCCUUUUCCCAUAAC